Messenger RNA from Priceomyces carsonii, 1344 nucleotides. RefSeq lists its product as uncharacterized. The record is from RefSeq and is a predicted model, not a curated record. Gene Ontology annotation, biological process: transcription by RNA polymerase II. The coding region runs from base 1 to 1344 and encodes 447 amino acids. The transcript has a single exon. Lineage: Eukaryota; Fungi; Ascomycota; Pichiomycetes; Serinales; Debaryomycetaceae.
AUGGAUUUGGUAGGGGAGAUUGUGGAAAGGGAUUCUAGUGAGGCUAUCCCACCUUCUCCAAUAAAUUUGGCAGAUAGUCAGAAAGCGGAUGAGUUUAAGAAGAGGAGAGCAUCUAAAUGGAAAAGAGGACAGAGCAAAUCACGACGUGAUAAUUCCAUUCAACCUUCAGAAACUUUAUCUGAAGCUGAUAAAAUCCACAAAGAGAACUUAGAUCGCAUAUCAAACAUGACUGAUGAAGAGCUAACUGAAGAAAAAAGAGAGUUAGUCGAAAGAUUGAAUCCAAAAUUAUUGCAAAGUCUUUUGAAGAGAACGGAAAAAAGAGUAGAAGAAUCUAAGGGAAAUGGACAUGUACAUUCAGAGGGCUACGAAGGCUGGAUAGGUACUGCAAGAACAAAAGAGGGGCUUUUGGACCUUUCUAAGUUGGAUAAGGAAGAUGUUGACAAGGCAUUGGGUCUAAGUCAGAGUCAAUUAAACGAGCAUAUUGAAGGGAAAAAUGAUUUGAAGAGCAAUAAGUCAGUAAAAUUUAAUGAUGUCGCAACCAUUCAUUACGAAGAUAAAUCUUCUGGAACAUCUAGUGAUGAAUGGGAGGAUGUGAAGGAAAUAAAUACAGUUGCUGCAGAUGAUUAUCAACUAAAUUUAGAUUCACCAGAAGACGAUUCAACUGUGCAUUUUCUCAAACCUUCCUCAAAACAGGCUCGAGAAGAUCAAGAUUUGGAUCUAAAUGACCCUGAGUUUUAUGACAAGUUACACGAAAAAUACUAUCCAGAUUUGCCAAAAGAGACUCUGAAGCUCUCAUGGAUGACAGAACCUAUGCCUAAGCUGAUCAACAAUACUUAUGAUUCUGUUUCUGAUAUAAGAUUUGACUUCAAAGGUGAUAUGAUAGAGUUGAUAGAUCCUAGUAGUGAGAGCAAGAAAGAGAUACCCACAUACGUUGGCUUACAUCAUCAUUCAGAUGCUCCGCAUUUAGCGGGAUAUACUUUAUCAGAGUUGGCACACUUAUCGAGGUCCGUGGUAGCUAGUCAGAGAUGUGUCAGCAUUCAAACCGUAGGAAGAAUACUACAUAAACUUGGCUUGCAUAAGUAUAAUAUUCUUCCUGUAUCUGAAGAUGAUCAAACUUUUGGAGAAAAUAUCAAAGAAUUUAAUACAGAAUUUGAAAAAAUGAUGUGGCGCCUAGUUUAUGAUCUCAGAAUUAUAGAGAGCAUUACUGAAGCGGCUGAUGAUAAAAAGUCAACAAAUAUAUCUGUAAGGAACUAUGCCGUCGAAGCCUUAUGGUUGUGGAAACAAGGUGGGGGCCAGCCUGACGAGCAAACAGAGGAGGAACAUAUAAUAUCUGAUCUUACGUAG